This is a messenger RNA of Mesocestoides corti, 1323 nucleotides long. The record is from the annotation of a GenBank genome assembly. Lineage: Eukaryota; Metazoa; Platyhelminthes; Cestoda; Cyclophyllidea; Mesocestoididae.
AUGCGCCUUUCAAAGCGUUCCUCCAUUUGGUAUUCCCGCAUCAAGUCUCUCCACAUCGUCACCCUUCUGCAUUUUCCCUUUUGCCUCUGCAUCAAUUACUACGUUCCAAUUUUCCACUACUUUGGCUGCAGACAUGGAUACGUGAGCAACUACAAUAUGGGCAUUAGCUACUUUACAUAUUGCCGGACGUUAUGUCCGUCAUUCAUCGCGCGUAACAAUCCAACUAACGCCACCGAACAGAUUGUCGUAGAACUUUCAAGUUCAAUUUCAACGAAAUCUCUCGCUCCAUUUUACCGUCUGCGCCUCGAUGUGCUUCAUAAUUUUUUGCUCCCGCUUGGGGAAGUGGUGCGACUCCUGAUUACUCCAUCUGAGCCUCAGUAUUUUUUAUUUUCCCUUCCUGAUGAUGUCGAUUCCGUUGUCGUACGGGCUCGUUCUACAGAUACACUUUGCAUGACCGUUUCCGUGCAGCAUGCCAAGUGCCCUGUUGCAGAUACAUUAGGUAGUGUUAAGUAUUCCGGUGUUUACCAGACGGUGACUACCCGUGGAGCCAUACCGAUCAGUAAAAGACAGGAGAACGCUUCGGAUUUUUUGGUAGUCCUUGUUCUAAGACCUGAAGAUGUCGACUGUGACGGAAUCGCAACUGGUUAUCACUAUUAUCUUCCCAUCUACGGAGCAGUUGGAAUUUACGUCCUAUUCUAUAUCGCUGCCGCAGCGAUCAUUCUUCUGUAUCGAUCGUAUGAUAAACAGGUUAGCUAUUACCUAGGCUAUCCAUCGGGUUUCACCACUCAUACUGUUCCACGAAAUGCCCCAAACGCAACUCUUCCCCCGCCGCUGGCUAAUUUUGUUCAGUUCGCUUCCGAAGAUCCUAUAACUUGCGCCCGACAACCAGUUGAUGGCGGGAGUUCCCUCGUGCUCGCUUCCAGGGCGUCAACUUCGGCUUCGACCGUAGUCUCUUCCACUUAUCAACUGCCGCUACACCAGCCUCGCAGCUUUUUUAGCUCAUCCUCCUCUUUUGAAUUCAACAACAAUGAUGACUCAACAAAAAGACUCAGAAAAUCUCAUCAUCAAGUGCCCCUUUCGCCUCUACAGCGCUCAAAGCAUCAUCGGCGCACAGUGAGCUAUGGUAGCACAAGGGACACUGCCGCGAGGCGCACAGGAAGCCUGGUGGAACGAUGGGCCACUUGCUCGAUGCUUAACGUUAGUUUGGAAGCAGGUGUUGUAUUGCCGAUGGUGACGCAAGGCGAAGGCUCCGAGACAAACAACGAAAGUCGGAUCGAUAUUGACGCUCUCAACGGGCCCAAGUUAAAUAAGCAUGUAGGCUAG